This is a messenger RNA of Triticum aestivum (bread wheat), 2869 nucleotides long. RefSeq names its product E3 ubiquitin-protein ligase SPL2. The record is from RefSeq and is a predicted model, not a curated record. Gene Ontology annotation, molecular function: ubiquitin-protein transferase activity. The transcript has 8 exons. The coding region runs from base 1387 to 2523 and encodes 378 amino acids. Gene Ontology annotation, biological process: protein ubiquitination; organelle organization. Lineage: Eukaryota; Viridiplantae; Streptophyta; Magnoliopsida; Poales; Poaceae.
AAAUAUUUAUUUCCGUGAUCAUAUCGUAGAAACUUUAUUUUCUUGUUACGAUGAUUUCCACUUCACUCUGAAAUUCUUUGAACUUUUUAAAUAUUUCAGACUUAUAUUUCAUCAAGUAGAUAUACCUAUAUCUGCUCAAAUCAUCUGUGAAUGUCAGAAAAUAACGAUACCCGCCGCGAGCCUCAACACUCAUUGGACCGCACACUUCAUACUUAAUUGAGAUCGAUGCUAUGUGUCAACAUGGUGUUGUGCUGACCCGAGUUUUCUAUGGAUGUUGAGGCUUCAUAGUCUUCUGGUAGCUCUUUGUAUUUUGUUAUCCAUUUGGCUAGGUAAGUAAUAUUGUCCAUGCGUAUGCAGACUAUGAAUCAAUAGAAGCUAGCCUUGUGAGUGAACAUGGACAAUAAGCAAAGUGAACAUGUUUACGCAGACUCUGGUGUAUCAUGUCUUUACGACUUACAUGUUCCCAAUUUAUCAUGGAGCAUGCUAUUAACAUAACUGAAUUUUCCAUUGCAUAUAUGCUUAUAUCCAGUUUACAGUUUAUUGCUUUCAAUUGUUUAUCAAAUGUUUGUGCCAUCUAUAUUUUCUCUAAUCCUUCUAUCAUUCAUUUGUGAGAAUAGACUAGCUCGACAAUGUGUGAGUUCCUUCCAAAAACAAAACCAGAGUUGUCAGAUCUCCCAUUAGUUUUUUUGUUAUUAAUUUUUGCUAAUAAUUCAAUUUGAAGAGCAUGAUGAUUUGCAUGCAUUUUUCUCUUUAGUUGUUGCAAGGUAUCAAUGAGGUUCCACAUCAAAUGCAUUUUCCCCUUGAGUUGUUGCAAGAGAACGACUAUUUUGCUAAUAUUUCAAUUUGAAGAGCAUGGCUAUACAUCUGUUUGAGCGUCGACAGAGGGAGUCUUGGAUCGCGCGUCAGGCCGACCCUCCGAGAGACUGAGCCGGCAUGUCAUCUUGAGAUUUACGAAGUCAUCGUAGGCGUCUCGUCAUCGACGGAAACGUCUCCUCCCACUGAAAGCGGAUCGCCGAAAAUCCUGAAAUAAAUCCAGGAAUAAUGCGAACAUCAGAAUUUGAACCCUGGUGGGUUGGUGAUAUCACUGUUCACCUAACUAACUCAACCUCAAGUUGAUUCGCAGAUAGAUCAUUUUUAAUAGGGGUGAUGCAAAUUCGUACUUUAUCCUACUCCACAACCUUUUGAUCGGGGGUUCUAAAAAAAAACCUUUUGAUUUGGGAGGAGGCAAAUCCACCCGAGUCGUCUCGAAGAGUUUAUACCAGGCCUUGUGUUAAGAAAAACACCGGAGAGAAAAGAAAAAAAAAGUACUGUAGCUAUCUCCGGCCCGGACCGUACCCAACCCCGACUCGUCCCCCCUCGCCGCACGCACAGACGCCGGCGGCCACCAUGUCAGCGCGGGACCGGGAGACGAUCGAGGCGCUCGCUCGCGUCGCGGCCGCGCUGGACGGGGCAGUGCUCGGCCUCGGCACGGCGGCGCUCGCGGCCGCGUCCCUGGCCAAGUACCUCGCCGCAUCCGGGGCGCUCCGCCUCAUCGCCGAGGCGCCGGCCCUCGCGAUCCCCGACCUCCGCUACUCCCUCCUCGCGGGGCUCGGCGACGGCGAGUCGCGCCUCGCCGUCGUGCGGGGCCUCGUCCGCUCCCCGCCCGGGGGCACGUUCCUCAUCCCCCCUGGCUCCCGCGAGCACUGCGUCGUCACCAGGCACACCCAGACGUGCUUGUUCGGCGAAUGGAGAGGCAUCUUUGGAUGGACUUUUGACCUACAUGCUCUCUUUUUUAAAUCAUUGAAAGAGCAAAUUAUAACAUCAUCUCGAUGGGUUUCGUUUGGUCUUGUCGAUCCUGCUUCCGAGAAAUCAGGGGAAAUGGUACAUGUGAAGUUUGAUGGGGCUGUUCAUCAGUCAUUACCUCUUACAACUGUGUAUCACAAGCUUAUCCCAGUUGAGCAAAAUUCUUACACAUUGUUUCAGACUAUUGUUGGCAAUGGCUAUCCGAUUGCGUUAUUGGAUGAGGAAAAGAUUCUUCCUAUCGGAAAGGAGAUUACAGCAAUAGGCUUAUGUCGAUUAAAGAAUCGAAGUGUUGAGAUCAGCUCGUGCCCAGAGCUCCCAUAUUUCUUGUCUGAUCUGACCAAGGGUGAGAUGGAAGCCGAGAUGUCCUCACGUGCUAGAUUCUUCUUCUGGGUUACUGUUGCUCUUGGAACCGUGUCAGUUGGCUUACUAGGCCAUGCCAUUUACAGGUUAUGGGAGAGAGUUAAACGGCACAGAGAGGCAAGAGAAGCUCAAGAAAGAUUUCACGAGGCUGACAAUGAAGAUGAUGCUGGAGAAAAUGGCAGCGACGACGAGCCUGGUGAAAUGGGUGACGGGCAGCUAUGUGUCAUAUGCUUAAGGAAAAGAAGGCGGGCAGCUUUUGUUCCUUGUGGUCAUCUUGUCUGCUGUUGCAACUGCGCGAAAAGGGUGGAACUCAUGGAUGAACCAUUGUGCCCUGUGUGUAGGCAAGACAUCCAAUACAUGCUCAGGGUUUACGACUCUUAAGGCUCCUUGCUGAUGUGGCCCAAGCACCGGCAGAGUUGCGACUCCAACGGCCCAUCCUCCUGUCCUGGGUGCUCUCCGUUUUUUGUUCCUAGCUUAGGUUACUGCUACCCUGAAAGUAUGUGAAUAUAUGACUGCGCUAUCUAACCCUCAGAAACUAGGUUACCAGUACUUGCUAGUUCAGCCUGUGAAUAUGGAUUAUGUAUGAUCUUAGAUGACCCCGUGAACUUGCCAAGUUUUUUGUUGGUGUUGCAUGGAUACGCCUAGGGAUGUAAGUGGACGCGUGCGCGAAGUUUACUUUCAUGGUUUUUGUAUUAGCUUGAUUUUAAAAGCAACAUUGGUCAGUUUA